AAAUUUCAAUCGAAAACUCGUGUCAUCACCUCCACUUUUUAUAUUGAAAGUCUUGGAGCGACAAAUGCACCUGGAAGGUCUUCAUGCAACUCACUGCAUAGUGCUACGCUCGAUAACCUCCCUUUUAACUCAAACCCCAAUAAUCACCUCUCCACGAACUCCCACGAUGGACCCAAGGCUCGCCGAAGCAAUGCUAAACUCUCAAGCCCAGCAGAACCAGACCCAUCAGCAGAUUGUGUUCCAGGCCAUGACCGCCGCCAUGGCGGCACAGGCUCAGCUCCCUCCUCAUGGGCUCCAGCCUGCGCCGCAACAAGCUCCGAGCAGGGAUGAUUCCAUCACGAUCCAAGGGAGUCAGAGUCAGGAUGAUGUGUUGAGGGAGUAUGAGCAGGCACAGAGGCAGGUGUUGGAGGAUAGGCCUGGGAAUCGGGAGACGCGGCUCUUGACAGAGGAUGAGGAGCAAGAUCUCGAGGAACCGCCUGCGAAGCGCGGGAGAGGAAGACCGAGGAAGGUCAGCAACCUCGAAAUCGAAGACGCCGAGCAGCACACCGGUGAGGAUCAGCACGACACUACCCACCCCGGUCCCAUAACGCGAUCUAACACAACCGUCGACAACACCACCCCGAACCCCGAAACCCCUCUAACCCAGAAACGCGGCCCCGGCCGCCCAAAAGGCUCUGGCUCAGCCGUCCCCUACCUCAAAUGGACCGAACCCAUGUCAACCGACUUCCACCACUACUUCUGGACCCGGGGCAUGAUCCGCCCCACCGGCGCGCGCUCCCACGCCCUCAUGCGCGAAUUCGCCGCACGUUGGGGAAUCGAGGAUGUCGGGAAAGUCAAAUCCAAGAUUUCGAAUUAUUUUACGACGCAGUUGAGUGCUGAGGAAAGGGGGAGGGCGAAUAGUCUGUGGGAGGGGAAGUUUAAGAGGAUGGUUGGGGUUGAGGGGGAGGAGGGGGAGAUGUCUACGCCUGGUGGUGGGGGAGUGCUCACGCCGGGUGGGACGAGAAUCGACGAAACCGGACCAAUCCCCACGUUCCGUCCUACCGGGCGACCCCUCGGCGGGUCUGGAAGCCCCAAAACCCCAGGCGCUGGCACAUUCGCCGUGCAGCGCUUCGACUCCUCUCGCACGGAAAGCGUGGAUGGUGCCGGGGAGGACACCCUUGAGGGCAUGUUGGCGCGUGCGCGGGCGAAGUUCGAUGAGGGGAUGAUGUUGAUUAGGGAGGUUAGUGCGAGAUUGGAUAAGAGGAGGAGGGAGGAGAGUCUGGAUAGGAAUAUGAAUAUGGAGAUUGGGCAGGCGAUGGAGCAGCCGCAACAGCAACAGCAACAGCAGCAGCAGCAGUUGGAAGAAAUAGAGCAAGUGCAAGAGGAGCAGUAGUUUGUGAGAUAUCCGUAUGGAGACUGAACACAAAAGGUAGGGAUGAAUGAAUCUCGUUUCACAUGAUU
Messenger RNA from Saitoella complicata NRRL Y-17804, 1440 nucleotides. RefSeq lists its product as uncharacterized. Bases 65 to 1372 code for a protein of 435 amino acids. Gene Ontology annotation, molecular function: DNA binding. NCBI's taxonomy places the organism in Eukaryota, Fungi, Ascomycota, Saitoellomycetes, Saitoellales, Saitoellaceae. The record is from RefSeq and is a predicted model, not a curated record. The transcript has a single exon.